ACGCAGCCGAGUUCAGUUCGAAGGACCCCACUUGUGCACUGACUGCGCCGAAUUCCUGCAUGCCCAUGUUGCGGCAGGUCGGACAUGCAAGGUUGGGUCAAGCGGGCCGAAGCUGCAAAGACGAUGAACUCUCGGUUCCUGAUGGCGCUGCAAAGCGACGACGCCGACGACGUGGAAGAGAUACUGCGCAGCAGUAUAGACAUAGACACUAUCUUUGAGGUGGAAGACAGAAGCAUGAUCCUGGCUUCGUACAAACAAGGUUAUUGGUUGCCUGGAUACAAGCUGGAAUCCUCUUGGGCCACGGGUCUCCACGUGUGCGUCAUGUAUAACUCUGUGGCGAGCGCGCUGGUGCUCCUGCAGAACGGUGCCGCGGUCAACCGGAAGCCCAACGGCAAGACCCCCCUGCACGUGGCGUGCGAGGUCUCCAACAGCGACUUUGUCACCCUCCUCCUUAGACACGGAGCCCGAGUGAACAGCACCUCCUUGAGCGGCCACAGUCCACUGCAUUACUGCAUCACCAAGGAGUCAUUUCCCUGCGCAAGGACACUCAUUCGAAAAGGGGCGCAGGUGAACAAGCGCAGCGAGAACAGCGAGGAGGACACGCCGCUGCACACGGCGGCCCGCUUCGGCCUCCCGGAGCACAUCAACCUGUACGUGCGGUACGGCGGCUCGAUAAACGCGCCCAACGCGCACUCCGAGACGCCGCUCAUCACCGCCGCCUUCUGGGCGUUCAACCAGCGCGAGCAGGUAUACAGCGAGGACCACCACCUGGUGUGCCGGAUGCUGCUGGACCUGGGCGCCACCGUCAACCUGCAGGAGGAGGACGACAAGACGGCGCUGCACAAGGCGGCGUGGAACUGCGACCGCGUGCUCAUGCAGAUGCUGCUUGAGGCGGGCGCCGACCCGCGCCUCAUGGACAUCAACGGCUGCGCGCCCAUCCAGUACGUCCUCAAGGUGGCGCAAGUGAGGCCCGCCGGCCAGCCCGACGUCUGCUACCAGCUGCUGCUCAACCACGGGGCGGCCAGGAUAUACCCCCCGCAGUUCCACAAGGUGCUCCAAGAGUGCCAUGAGUUUCCCAGGGCAGUUGAAGUGCUGAUAAACUCAUACGAACAUAUCAAAUCCACAAGGAAAUGGAGGGCUGCUAUUCCUGAUGAUUCGUACCAGCGACACAAGGAAUUCUACGACUCCAUGUUCGCCGUCUGCGACGACAGCCCGCGCUCCCUGCUGCAUCUGGCCAGGUGUGCCAUUCGGAUGCGCCUGUACAACCGGUGCCACAGGGGCAUCGGUCAGCUGCCCAUUCCGCCCGCCCUGCAGAGGUACCUGCUGCUGGAACCGGAGGGAAUCAUCUACUGAGGGGUUGCGCCUUCAUCUGCUCGGUCUGUUCUUGAUGAACAUCAAGAAAGGGACCAUUUUGAAAAAGUAAAUAAAUCUUUCACUUCCCCCCCAGCAGGUUAAGAUGCCACAUACAGUUGGCUUGAAAGGUGCCUGAAAGCACUUUAAGAGAGAGAACUGUCUCGCUGAAAAUUCGCUCCCCCGAACUGAAGCGAUCCGCCUGCAAAGUUGGCCUUUUGUCUGUGUAUGGUAAAUGCAAUUAGCGCUGUAAUUAAACGAGUCUGGAGAUGGUAAUAAUGGGGAGAAUGCGAAUCCAUUUCAGGCAGGUUAUGAGUGGGUUUCAUCCGAUUUAAUGCAGUCGGAUAAUGUCGCGGGGUGCGCUCGUGGCACUUAAGGGACAUGCCCUGAAUGGGAGAAGGUGCCUUAGCCAUUAGUCCUUUGUUAGCAAGAGAUUCCAAAUUGCACCUUGAAUACUUAACCAUCAGCUUUUCACUUUAAAACUCAAUCAAGUCGCAUGGAAGUAAGAGACUUUCCCUAACAAUACUGGCAUGACACAAUGCAACUCCUACGCUCCAAAGGAGAAGAUGAUGUAUAACCCUCAGAGUUUUCAAUAAUUUUUUAGGUUAAAACUUUUUUGUGGUAAAACAAAAUGCACUAAUGACGCGUACUUAACGGAUGACCGUGCCGGUCAGGACCGGUUGGUUCUCGGUCACUGAAACGUGACUGCUGUGAAGUAUUCACCUGAAAAGCCUCCAGUUGAGCUGGUCUCAUCUUUUAGCAAAAAGGUUGCCACGUUUGCCCUCUCAUAUAAUUAAUCCAAAGCUUUUCAUUGUCGUCAGUCCCUCUUAAACAAGGGUGUUUUAAGAAUAGCAACCAUUGGUAGUGCUUCCCACGUAGCGCUCACAGCAAUCCGGAAUUCUCUCAGUUCUGCUCACACAUCUUGUCUGUAGUCUGUUUGAAGUCAGGUGACUGAUGACCAACACAUGACCUCGGUUUCCUCCUCCCCAAAGCACGCCUACCACACUACCAGUAGAAAAACAAGUGCCCGUAUCCUGUUAUCAUAUGCAUCUGCAAUGUUCUGGCUCCUCUGAUCUUGCUGA
Molecule: messenger RNA, 2432 nt
Organism: Megalops cyprinoides (Indo-Pacific tarpon)
Lineage: Eukaryota; Metazoa; Chordata; Actinopteri; Elopiformes; Megalopidae
Gene: asb4
Product: ankyrin repeat and SOCS box containing 4
Exons: 5
Coding region: 85-1353 (422 amino acids)
Biological process (GO): intracellular signal transduction; negative regulation of delayed rectifier potassium channel activity; neuronal action potential
Cellular component (GO): membrane; synapse; axon initial segment
Molecular function (GO): transmembrane transporter binding
Source: RefSeq, a predicted model, not a curated record